AUGAUGACCCCCCUUUACAUCCAACUCAUUCUAUUCACCCUUUUCGUUUGCGUUUGGCAAACCCAGGGCCAAUGCAUCGUUGACGCGGCCACCCUGAAGGCUAGCUCUUCCCAGAGUAGCAGCCUACGCCACAGGUGCGGACGAAUGUUGUCCGAGUAUGCAAGCUCCUAUGAUGGACGGUACUUCACAGAUGAUUCAUCCACUACACUUACGGGUAGCGGAACGGAUAGUAUAAGUUCCGACUUUAGUGAAGAUGAGGAUGGUCACUUACAACGUUAUUUAACUUCUAGAAUACAUAGAGAAAGGGAAGCCAAAUGGAAAAGAGAGUUUUCCGAUUUUGUAGGAUCUCUGGAUAGUGUGGAUUCUGUAGGUUCGAGGAGGAAGGUGUUAAAGAAGAUUCUGUCACAUCUUAGGAAACAAGAAACAUUCGACUAUGAUUUAUUAAUGGACUACAUAGAUAUCCAUCUAGAGGGAAAGCAGAAAAAAGAAAUGAAAUUGCUAGUGGAAGAGUUGAAGAAGUAUAAAGAAAAAUAUUUACACACGAAAUAUCGCUUCAGAAAUAACAUGAAAAAUUUUCGAAAAAAGAUCAAGAAGCACAUUAUGUUUUUGAUUUUACUAGUGCCCUCGAUAACCACCUUAUUUGUGUUGUUGGGUAUGAUUAUGUCGAUGACUAUCUGUGCUCCAGCUGCGCUAGCCGCCGGUCCUAUAGUUGCUACUACUGUUGUUACUUCUGCUGCUGGUGCUGCGGCUAGUACUACUGUGGUUAGUAGUGCUGCCGGUGCAUCUGUUGGUUGUGGUGCCUUAGCCGAUGUGGUGAUACCUAUAUUUACCUGCUGUGGAAGCAUGUGCAAAGUUGUAUAUGUACCCCUUCCUUUAUUAUUGUAG
Plasmodium coatneyi is the source of this 885-nucleotide messenger RNA. RefSeq lists its product as uncharacterized. The transcript is spliced from 2 exons. Lineage: Eukaryota; Apicomplexa; Aconoidasida; Haemosporida; Plasmodiidae. The coding region runs from base 1 to 885 and encodes 294 amino acids. The record is from RefSeq and is a predicted model, not a curated record.